Postia placenta MAD-698-R-SB12 is the source of this 1101-nucleotide messenger RNA. RefSeq lists its product as hypothetical. Gene Ontology annotation, molecular function: ABC-type transporter activity; ATP binding; ATP hydrolysis activity. Bases 1 to 1101 code for a protein of 366 amino acids. Gene Ontology annotation, cellular component: membrane. The transcript is spliced from 2 exons. Gene Ontology annotation, biological process: transmembrane transport. Lineage: Eukaryota; Fungi; Basidiomycota; Agaricomycetes; Polyporales; Adustoporiaceae. The record is from RefSeq and is a predicted model, not a curated record.
AUGGGCUUCGAGAGCGCCUUCCAGGAGAAGUUCGACGCAUCUGUCGACAGGGCCCUUUCCACUGGGCUGCGCGGUGCUUUUGUGGAGGGCUGCACUUACGGGGUUGCCAGUGCCCUCAUCUAUCUCGCUGAAGCCCUUCUAUUCUACGUCGGCGCUGUUCUUAUGGCCCGCGGUACCUAUACCUACCUACAAAUGGUACAAGUCUUGAAUUUGGUGGUGUUCACCGUCUCGAUCGGCUCCCAGCUGAUGGCCUUCACCCAAAGGAUUGCCAAGUCGGUGCAGGCGACCCGAGACUUCAACCGGCUGUUGAAGCUAUCGGCUUUCACAGACGAGUCGCGCGGUGUCCUUCGCCCAACGAUCCAGGGCUCUAUAUCUUUCAAUAACAUUUCGUUCUCCUACCCCGAGCGACCGGAUGUUCCCGUCCUCAAGGAUCUCUCCCUUGAGAUUGCGGAUAACGAAUGUGUCGCUGUUGUCGGCUCGUCCGGCUCGGGGAAAUCUACGCUUACUGCGCUCCUGCAGCGCCUAUACGAGCCUGGCUCCGGGAGCAUCACGGUGGGACUGAAUGAGCUGCGCUCAACUGAGGUCCACCACCUGCGCGAACACGUUGCUGUCGUCAGCCAACAACCUAACCUCUUCGAUGCCACGAUCGCCGAGAACAUCUCCUAUGGCAGCAAGUCGCUCACCCUCGAGGACAUACAACGUGCAGCAAAGGCCGCACACGUACAUGACUUUAUCGAGUCGUUGCCCAAAGGAUACGACACUCUCGUCGGUGAGAACGCCUCGUUGAUCUCGGGCGGGCAAGCACAGCGGCUACAAAUCGCGCGGGCGCUGGCACGACCAGCACACAUACUCAUACUAGAUGAGUGCACUUCCGCGCUGGACGCGGCAAAUCAAGCAGCAGUCAUGGAGACGCUUCAGCGUGCCAAGGUCGGCCGGACGACAAUUGUCGUGACGCACAAGCUGCAGAUGAUGCGCAUGUGCGACAGGAUCUUGGUUCUGCAUGACGGCGUCGUUGCCGAGCAGGGCUCGUACCAGACUCUCAUGGAGAAGCGCGGCGUCUUCUCUCAACUGGCAAGUGGCGGCGAAUGGACGAGCGAUUAA